CGGGCGCCCCGGGCCCCCCGGCCCGCUCGCCUCACUCACCCGCCGCAGAAACUCCCGCCCCGACCGGAGCGGCCCGCACGACUCCCCCGCGCCCCACUCGCUAGCGGCGGCUCCGCAGGGUCCUUACGCCGCCUUCCGAGCGCCGCACUGAGGAGAGCGGAACGCGCUGAGGAUUGGGCGGCGAGGCCUGUGCAGGGCCCAGGCGAGGAGGGAGCGCGAACAGAACCACCCCCCCACAGACAAGGGCAAGGACUACAACUCCCGGCAUCCCCCACGGCGCCACCUUCCACCCGCCAAUCAGCGGGCGCAGGAGGCGGGACUUCGCUGAGACUUAACGGCCGGAUUAAUGGCCUAGGUUUCUCUGGCUCGGAAGUAGAUCUGCUCAUUUCCGGUGCUGAAACCCUCUGCGAGUUCAUCAUGAUUCUCCAACAGCUAUUCAGGUUUUCCUCCAUUUUCCGCUCUGCCAUCUCAAUACACUUGCGUAGGAACAUUGGCCUUUCUGCUAUAGUGUUUAAUAAGGCGAAGGAACUUGAUCCAGUUCAGAAGCUCUUUAUAGACAAGAUCAGAGAAUACAACAUGAAGAGCCAGAAAGCUGGUGGUCCAGCUGAUGUAGGCCCUGAAUACCAGAAAAACAUGGCUGAAGAAAUCGCCAAAAUUCAGCGGUUGUAUGGUGGGGGAGACCUGACCAAAUUUCCAGACUUCAAAUUUGAGGAGCCCAACUUUGAAGAGUCUCAAAAAUGAGGUGGUUGGCGUCUGCAUUCCAAGCACUAGUGUCAUCUUUCUCAUGGAGUUGUUAAAUAGGCCAGCAGUUGUAAUUUAAUGUGGGGUUUCACUUUCAAAUACUUGUUUGACUUCUGAUCUCAAUACAGUACAAGUACAACAUGAUUCUUGUGAACUGCCAUAUUCAUAAAAUUCACUUUUGGAAAUCAAAUAUAAAGUGCUCAAUCUUUUAUCCAGUGUUUAAACACUAUUUACUGAGAUGACAUUUCAGUAUCCAGAUAAAACCAAAUGACCACUUAAGUGCAAAAUACAGUUAAAGUUAAUAGCUUUCCUGUUGAAAAGAACUGCGCUUCCCUAAAUUUUAAUCGUGUCACUGAAAUCUUAUAAUAAUACAAUAAAGCCUACAAGUAUGGCAUUAUUGUAUGCAUGUGAUCAUUCUGUGCAAUAGUAACAUUUUAUUUAGACAUAUCCAGGAACUCAAACAUUGCAGCUCAUGCCACAUAUCCUCCAAUUGUGCAAGGCCCAUGAGCUGAAGUGGACUGACUUUUAUAUAAUCUUGGUGCACCAGUACAUUCUUGCAGAGGCUAUCUUGUUCUUCUAAAUAAAAAACUUGAGGUUU
Messenger RNA from Terrapene triunguis (Three-toed box turtle), 1339 nucleotides. Its product is annotated as ATP synthase-coupling factor 6, mitochondrial. The transcript has 4 exons. The record is from RefSeq and is a predicted model, not a curated record. NCBI's taxonomy places the organism in Eukaryota, Metazoa, Chordata, Testudines, Emydidae. Gene Ontology annotation, molecular function: proton transmembrane transporter activity. The coding region runs from base 418 to 741 and encodes 107 amino acids. Gene Ontology annotation, biological process: proton motive force-driven ATP synthesis.